AUGAGCCAAGGCACGACUCCUGUUCCCUCGACCGAGGGCGGCGCCCAGAGCGUGUCGGAGGCCGAGCUCGAUGCCAUGCAGAGCAUCCUCGACUUCAUCUACGACUACAGAACACCUGACGGCCAUGACCCGUCCAAGGUCUUCCAGAGAAUGGUCAACAAGCGUCUCCUCCCGGUCUACUACGAUAUCAUCCAGGAGCCCAUGGCAAUGAGCACGAUAAAGAGCAAGAUCAACAACAAGAACUACCGGGGCUUCGCUGAGUACGUGCGCGACUGGGCCCUCAUUAUUCACAACGCACAACUCUUCAAUCGACCCGAUGCAGGUGCCUACCAAGACGCCUUGGUCCUUCGCGACGUCGUCGGUGCCGAACUCAAGAAGCUUGUCGACCUCAAGGUCAUCUCUGAAGAAAUCUCACAAUUUCCAUACCUCGGUGAAAUUCCUCCUCCCGACGACUUUCCUCUCGAAGAGGAAGACGACGAGGACGACGAGGAAGAUGAGGAGGAUGAUGAGAUUGACGCCGAAGACUCAGACGACGACGGCGGCAAGCGCAAGAAGAAACGCGGUCGUCCUUCAAAGCGUGACCGUGACAUGGACAGAGACAACGACCCGGACACUCGCAAGAAGCGCGGCAGACCACCAAAGGUGCUCACACCAAUCGAAGCCCGCAUCCAGGCUGUCCUCAAGGGCAUCAGAAAGCCCAAAGGUCCUGGCGGACUCAAAAUCGCAUCAUUCGAACGUCUUCCCGACAAGGCUGUUAUGCCCGAGUACUACACGGAGAUUCUCAAUCCCAUGGCCUUCGACAUGCUUAAGCGCAAGCUGAAGAGAAAGAAGUACCAGUCGCUCGAGCAGUUUAUGAGAGACGUGGAUCUCAUGUUCGAAAACGCGAAGAAAUACAACGAGGAUGAGAGCCAGAUUUACAAGGACGCUGUUGAAUUACAAGCUGAGGCGCACCGUCUAGCCAACGAGGAGCGCAACAAGCCCGACACGGACUAUGUCAUGGACGAAGGAAGGAUUCCCCUGCCUACUGGUAUCCUGUACAAUGGCGAGCUGUACAAGGUUGGCGACUGGGUGCACGUCCAGAACGCGAACGACUUGACGAAACCCAUCCCCUGCCAGAUCUACCGCACCUGGCAAGACCCGCAAGGCGGCCAGUGGGUCAACGUCUGCUGGUACUACCGUCCCGAGCAAACAGUGCACCGCUUCGACAAGCACUUCUUGGAGAACGAGGUUGUCAAGACGGGCCAGUACAGAGACCAUCGCGUCGACGAAAUUGUCGGCAGAUGUUUCAUCAUGUUCACGACACGCUACUACAAGGGCCGUCCUCGCCGUCUGCCCGCCGACAUGGACAUCUACGUCUGUGAGGCUCGUUACAACGAGGAGAAGCUCACCUUCAACAAGAUCAAGACUUGGGCCAGCUGCCUGCCAGACGAAGUGCGCGACAAGGACUACGAGAUGGAUCUCUUCGACAUGCCCCGCAAGAUGAAGAAGAUGCCCAGCCCGAUUGCAUACCUCCUGAAGGACAGCGACAAGGAGACAGACGAUCUGCCCAAGCCCGAGUGGGGAGCUGAGAACGCGCCCCCUAAAAUCGGCGCCGUCCACAGACGCCCGCGCGACGCCAGAGACUCUCCUCCGCCUGAGCCGACUCCCUCACCUCCACCUCAACCUCUCGUCGCGCCUCCCCAAGCCCGCCAAUCAUCACACAUGUCUCCGUCCAUGCCGGCACCUGCCAUGCAAGCCUACUCGCCCAUGCAGACUCAGAUGACUCCCAUGCAGCCGACUCCUGCGCCUACUCGUCCUAUGCAACCGCUGCCUCGUAGCUCGCACACUCCCGCUCCCGCUCAGCACUACAUGCAGCAGCAAUCUGCUUCACCCGCUCCCAUGCCUAGCUUGCACCGCGCCGCCUCAACCCAGCCUGGUCAAUUCGCUCCCGCCACCCCUCAGCCAAUGACCGGUCUUCCUAUGCCUCGCACCUCCAGCUUCCAGCAGUCGGCAUCUACCAUCCCACCCGCUCCCACCACCGGCCGCUCAUCCUACCGCGACCCCGCUCCUAUCGAGGUCUGGACUCUACCUGAUGCUGCCAACGCCAGCAUUCCACCCGAGAUCCGCAACAUGUACCAGACUGACGACCAAGGUCGCGUCCUCUUCUUCGCCAAUCCUCCCGUCGUCCUCGCCGACGAGCCCAACGACCCCAACAAGAACCUCGGUCAUAGUCUCGCCUACCUCGCCGAAAAAUCCCGCCGCUCCGCCAAAACCCAGGACAUUGUCGCCAGACGCAAGGCCUACGAACAAGGCAAGCUCGAGCUAGCAGCCAAGAAGAAGCGCCAUCGCGAACAUGACGAGGAGAUGAGACAGGGCGACUACGAGACCCAGGUCAACAGAGCUCUCAAUAUGUUCAACCAACACCUUGCCCGCAACACUGCGUCGGAGUUAAAGGCCAUGUACGGCGAAGAGGGCUGGGAGGAAGGCAUGGAAGCCAUGCUCUCCAACGUCGAGCAGCAACAAAAGCUCGCCGCUCAACGCAAGGUUCUCAUGGAGAAGAAUGCAGCCCAACGCGCUUCCGAACAGGUCUCUCUCAAGUCCAACGGUGUCAUGUUCGACAUCGUCGGGGAUGAUGGUCCCUCCUACUAA
Molecule: messenger RNA, 2628 nt
Organism: Aureobasidium pullulans EXF-150
Lineage: Eukaryota; Fungi; Ascomycota; Dothideomycetes; Dothideales; Saccotheciaceae
Exons: 2
Coding region: 1-2628 (875 amino acids)
Biological process (GO): chromatin remodeling
Cellular component (GO): RSC-type complex
Molecular function (GO): protein binding; chromatin binding
Source: RefSeq, a predicted model, not a curated record